GUUAUGCCACGCCCGACAGCACGCGCGUGGUACAUCUCCCUCCGACAAUUACACAUAACCAAUGUUCACACAGUGUCUAGCUAUAACACCGAACCCAACAAUCUUCUCAACCAGUUGCGCGUGCUAUCCAAUCGCGGCCACCUCCAAGAAGCGCUCUCAAUAUUCUACACCCAAACCCAAACCCAAACCCAAACCCAAGCCCAAAACCACCAAACCUAUGCGACUCUGUUCCAUGCAUGUGCUCGCCACAGAAGCCUCCAUGAAGGCAUAUCUCUACACUAUCACAUGCUUUCCCACAACCCCAAAAACCCUUUUGAUCUCUUCGUUACCAACCAUCUCAUCAACAUGUACUGCAAAUUUGGAUACGUAGACUAUGCCCACCACCUGUUCGAUGAAAUGCCUCACAGAAACCUUGUUUCUUGGACUGCUCUCAUUUCCGGGUACGCGCAGCAAGGGAGAGCGGACGAGUGUUUUCUCUUGUUUUCGAGUAUGCUGGUGGAGUAUUAUCCGAAUGAGUUUGCAGUGGCAAGUGUGCUUAGUUCUUGCUUUGGUGAGCGUGGACGGCAAGUACAUGCGCUUGCGUUGAAACUGGCUUUGGAUUCUUGUGUUUACGUUGCGAAUGCUCUUAUUACCAUGUAUAGUAAGAGUACUAGUUUUGGGUGUAUGUAUAAUGAUGAUAAGGAUGAGGCUUGGAGUUUGUUCAAGACCAUGCAGGUUCGCAACCUUGUUUCGUGGAAUUCAAUGGUGGCAGGGUUUCAAAUUCGUGGGCUUGGGACCCAAGCUAUGAAUCUUUUUACGCAAAUGCACCAUGAGGGAACUGGUUUUGAUCGUGCCACCCUUCUCAGUGUCUUUUCUUCUUUGUAUGGAAGUGAAAGCAGUGGCAAUAUACAAGUUGAUGAUGUGACGAGUAGUAGUCUCAAGUUUUGCCUUCAGUUGCAUUGUCUCACUAUCAAAACUGGGCUUAUCUCAGAAAUUGAAAUAACAACUGCAUUGGUGAAGUCUUACUUUGAUAUUGGAGGAGAUAUUGGUAACUGUUAUAGGAUUUUUAUGGAGACGAGUACUUCUCAUCGAGAUAUUGUUUCAUGGACUAGCAUUAUUACGGCACUUGCAGAACGUGACCCUGAAGAAGCUCUCUUCCUUUUCUGUCAGUUGCGUCGAGAGGACUUAAUUCCAGAUUGGUAUACUUUCUCAAUUGCCUUGAAAGCUUGUGCAGGCCUUGUGACUGAGCGGCAUGCUAUGGCAGUUCAUUCUCAAGUUAUUAAAGCUGGGUUUGAGGGUGACACUGUACUUGCAAAUGCUCUGAUCCAUGCCUAUGCUAGGUGUGGCAACAUUGCUUUGACUAAGCAAGUUUUUGAUGAAAUGGAAUUUCGUGAUUUGGUUUCUUGGAAUUCAAUGCUAAAAGCGCAUGCCUUGCAUGGAAAAGCUAGAGAAGCAUUGCAACUCUUUUGGCAAAUGAAUCUCCAACCUGAUCCUACUACCUUUGUUGCUCUCCUCUCAGCUUGCAGCCAUGCUGAACUUGUGGAUGAAGGAAUCAUAAUUUUUGACUCUAUGGUUGGAAAAUAUGGUAUUGUUCCUCAACUUGAUCACUAUGCCUGCAUGGUUGACAUUCUUGGGCGAUCAGGGCGAGUUCUUGAGGCUGCAGAACUUAUAAAUAGAAUGCCGAUGAAGCCUGAUUCUGUAGUUUGGAGCACACUCCUUGGAUCAUGUAGGAAGCAUGGUAAGGCAAGUUUGGCAAAGUUAGCAGCAGAUAAACUGAAAGAGUUGGAGCCAGGUAAUUCAUUAGGUUAUGUACAAAUGUCAAACAUAUAUUCCUCCAGUGGUAAUUUCAAUAAAGCUGUCCUAAUUAGGAAUGAAAUGAUGGGAUCUAGUGUGAGAAAGGAACCUGGAUUAAGCUGGGUUGAGAUUGGAAAUCAGGUGCAUGAAUUUGCCUCCGGAGGCCGAUGUCAUCCAGAAAGGGAGGUGAUAUUCAGGCAGCUCGAAGGAUUUGUUGGGCAGUUAAAGGAGAUAGGUUAUGUACCUGAGACAAGCUUGGCAUUGCAUGACAUAGAAGAGGAGCAGAAAGAGGAGCAAUUGUAUUGUCACAGUGAGAAGCUAGCUUUGGCAUUUGCCGUAAUGAAUGAAAGAAGUUUGUGUUAUGGUGGGAGAGUAAUAAGAAUUAAUAAGAACAUUCGAAUUUGUGUGGAUUGCCAUAACUUCAUGAAGUUAGCUUCAGAUAUGCUUAAAAAGGAGAUUGUUGUAAGAGAUGCAAACCGCUUUCAUCAUUUUAAAGGUGGGGUGUGCUCUUGCAAUGACUAUUGGUAGCGAACUAGCAUCACUGACUCAAAUUUAUGUGGUUUGCACUUGUCUUUGGCCGCAUGGUUCUUCUUUUUGAUAAGUAAAAGAAAUGGGUGCAACACAAGGACUUUCCAAGAGGUCACCCAUCCUAGUACUAAUCUUUCCCAAGCAUGCUUAACUACAUGGUUCUGAUGGGAUGUGGUGCAUUAGUACCAGUAUCAUUGAUUCUAGCAGAAAUGGAUUGAAAAGAUUCAUGUUGAGUUUCUAAAUGAUAAAAUUGGGUUUUUUGAGUGAUUGGACCAUUGUAAGACUCUUGUGGAGUUCAAUCUAUGCCUGGAGUAGACCAUUCUAUUUAUGUGGUUCAGGGGACCAAUUUUAAAUAAAUCACUUUUACUCUUACAGAAUGAGUAACAUGCCUCAAUUCUAAUGGAGCAUUUGAUCUAUUAUCUUGAAAGAAAGUCCCACAUAAUUUGACUGCCAUAGAACCAGACUUGAGAGUGCCGGAGUGGGACCUUUUGCAGGGCCUUGAGAAUUCAAGAUUACCUAAUUAUAUCGCAAUGUAGCUCACUGAAUGUAUGAUCCGGCUCUACUGUUGAAUUAGCACUAAUUAUUCAGUAUGUUUUCAGAUGCAAGGAGAGGAACUGCAAUUGGAUUUUAGAAGGGUUUCGUAAGCUGUCAAGUAUGAAAACAUCUGAUCUUGUGGUUAAUUGGUGCAACUUAUUCAAGAUGUUCAUUCUGGGGAGCGUGGGAAUGAUUUUACAGGCACUCCAUGUCCCUGUUUUUGUAAAGCUUCUGGUAGGUUUUUUUUGAUAGUCAACAGUGAAAACUUUAUUGAAAACAGAAACACUAUUACAACUGGACUAGAUGAGGUUGCUCUGAUAUGAUAACUUCUUCGAAAACAGGAGCAGCCCCCAUAACAAAACAGCCAAACAACCUGUUAUAGAGAGACCAAGACGCUAGGACAUGAGCUGCCUUGUUUGAUCCUCCAGGAGUCCAGUUGUAACUCACAUUCUUAGUCACGUUAGCUACCCUUAAGGUAUCCUGAGAUAGAACUGAGAUUCUCCACUGAUCUGCACUGCUGGGCUUGGUUAGAGCCUCCACACAAACCUUGGUGUUACUCUCAAUAACUGCAGCAGCUAUAUUGCAGCGCACAAUCUGAUGCGUUGACCAAUUAAUUGCCUCUGCUUCCUCUUGGACAGGGAUAUUGGUUUUCACAUGUUUAGUAAGGGCAAAAACCAAUGUCCCUCUCCAAUCUCUGGUGACAAUUGCUAUUCAGGACCAUUUAUUUCCAAUGGCAACUUCGCAUUUGACUUUGAUGACUCCUUGCAGUGGCUUGGACCAAAUAGAGGAUCUGGUUGAGGCUGGACCUAAAUGACUUCUUUGGCAGACUGGUGUUAUCAAAGAUUUCUGCUAGUUGAAUGAUCCUGAAGGUGUUAGACAGGAGCUUAGUCAUUUGAAGUCUUUAAAUCAAGAUGGUGUUGUUGUAGGUUGUUGGUGGGGUAUUGUUUAAAUCAAGAUGGUGUUGUUGUAGAUUGUUGGUGGGGCAUUGUUGAAGGCUGGAGUCACAGAAAUACUUAUGGUCUGGCUACAGGGAACUUCUUAGCAUCCUUCAAGAAUUCAAGCUGAAGUUGCAGGCAGCCUCACAGGAUUCAAUUGAGAUAUAGCGUAACUUCUAUAGUGUAACUUUUGAGGUUGACCAUUCAUUGCAAUUUUGGAAAGAAAGUGAUAAUCAAAAUUUUUCCAGGUGCCAAAAAGCCCUAUA
This is a messenger RNA of Quercus lobata, 4036 nucleotides long. Its product is annotated as Tetratricopeptide repeat (TPR)-like superfamily protein. Gene Ontology annotation, cellular component: intracellular membrane-bounded organelle. The transcript is spliced from 3 exons. Gene Ontology annotation, molecular function: protein binding; zinc ion binding; RNA binding. The record is from RefSeq and is a predicted model, not a curated record. Bases 4 to 2301 code for a protein of 765 amino acids. Gene Ontology annotation, biological process: RNA modification. Lineage: Eukaryota; Viridiplantae; Streptophyta; Magnoliopsida; Fagales; Fagaceae.